Messenger RNA from Dissoconium aciculare CBS 342.82, 915 nucleotides. RefSeq lists its product as uncharacterized. The record is from RefSeq and is a predicted model, not a curated record. The transcript has a single exon. NCBI's taxonomy places the organism in Eukaryota, Fungi, Ascomycota, Dothideomycetes, Mycosphaerellales, Dissoconiaceae. The coding region runs from base 1 to 681 and encodes 226 amino acids.
AUGAUGGCAGAUUCUUCGAUCUCACGUCCUCACAUAACGAUUAGUCUGCAUGCCGUUCAAGACGAACUCAACCUUUCAGGAAAGCAAGCCUUCGACUUCCAGAUCACGGCAACACUCCAUGCGGGCAAGGCGCUUGUAAUUUACAUCUCAGACACGCUCCUCCCGCCAGACGUCGCACUACGGGAAGGAGGUAUCGAGCUAAUUCCAGAGGGAGAAGAUGAACCUUUGCUUCAAAGUGUUCUUCAUAUAUCCACGCUCGGCGGAUCCAGGCGAGGAUGGAACGCCGAGAACUUCACUGUGCUGGAGCCUGGAGUGCCCAAGUCUUUCCAAGCUCCAUUCGGUGCACUCCGACCGCUUGAAAGUGACCAAUUUGACGUCCGCUUCUGGAUCUCGACUGCUGGAUUGGAAACCGGCAAGACUUACGAGGCUCGAUUACCUUCGGCGACGAGAGUCACCUGGUGGCGGGUGGCGACAGCUGCAGAAGUCGACAGCGGAGCCAUCGGUCCACCUGGUAGCUUGACCAAAAUGACUUCGGCGGCCGCACGAUGGUGGAACAACUCUCGCUUCGAUGAAGGUGUUCCUGUUCUGCCGGAAGUAGAACACCUACCGCUCUCAGUAAGUGGGAACGGUGUCCGGUUUACCUGUAUUGGAACUCCUGCACAUCCUCCAAAGAACAGCUGAGAGGACCAGAUUGCUUUCGAGGUUGGUCGGGGAAACCCUCAUGCUGGAUGCACAGAUGUUAAAAUGAUGUUCAUUAGUCCAUAGCUACGAUAUAAUACUCAAGGCGUCAUGUCAAAACCUUCAGGAAUCGUGAAGAAACGAGGACGCCAAUCACUUGAGCAGCUCAGCAUGAGCUGACACAGUGGUGCCACGGCGCUGCCGGGCCGAGGAAUUGUUGCGAACACGGAUGCUACG